AUUUUAUUUCAUUUCACGAUUCAAGAUACAAACCAUUCCUCGGGAACCGCCCUCACAUAUGGAAGCCUUGCUACUCAACUCUACCACGGUGUUUCUCAAAUGGAGAUCUCCAGCCUACGGAUUAAAUGGAGAAUUGCAAGGAUAUAGGGUGGAAGUGAGAACCAAUGGCACGGAUGUCGUCAAAGGGAUAAACGUGAACAAAACACCGAACCUGAUGCUAAACAACCUGACAGCAGGAGUGUCAUAUUACGUCAAAGUGGCAGCUAUGACUAAAGCUGGUGUCGGACCUUUCAACUCUGAGGCUACCUUGAGGCUUGAACCUGCCUCUAGGGUGACAGAUAAUACUAGAAGGCCUUUGGAUCGCCAUCCUUCAGGGGACUUCAUAACCGAGACGUGGUUCAUGGCGCUCCUAGUAUCCAUGGUGUCAGUGAUGGUGUUCCUAUUUGUAGCCAUGAUGCUAGUACGUAGACGCCAGUUGGCUAACGGAAAGAAGAGCUUAACUCCAAGGACAAACGGGCAUAUUUUGAAGGGAGAUGGUGCUCCAUCGCAACCUCCGCCUUUAUGGUUAGACAAAUCCACUGUUCCUGAGUACACUGCAAAUGGCGAUAGAAGCACUCCGUUGCCGGACUAUGCCAGAGCUUGUGCUGGUAUCAGAAGGGACAGUAAAACUUUGACAAAUGGUUCUGUUCCCGAGUACCACGGAAGCAUCAACUUACAAGCCAAUCCCCUGCAUCCAGAAUUUUCUCGUCCUGAUAGUCUGCACUACAGCUCAGAAAAGUACUAUCCGAUAAUGGGAAAAUACAAGGAUUACUCCUGCAUGCAAGUCCAAGAAUACGCUAGCCCGAAUUUGCAUCCAGAGAAGUCCGACGAUUAUGCAGAAGUGAAUACUUCAGGGAAUAGUGGAAACAAUGAUGGUGGGAACACUUCUCCAGCUCCUUAUGCUACGACUACUUUGGUCUCUGGUGCAAAAAAAAUCCUCUGGACAAACUUCGCCCAAUCCAGCAGCGCCUCAGCCCACGGCGCAGACGACCCCCCUUACCCCUCCCUGAACGGAGGCUACUACAACCGGAAGGUCUACUCAGACUCCUACUUUUCCCCCACUCACACGCUACGCCGACCUAAGCGAGACAGAGACAGAGCCAAUCACCAUCCUCCGGAACUGGUGUCGCCAUCUAGUGCCAACGGUAGCGUGUACGCCAGAGUAGGGCCGCCGGGUGGCGUUGCGAGCGGCUCGUGGCGAAGCGCCAAUUAUGACAGGUCGGGGAGCGUCAAUGGGGCAGCAGCACCGUCGAUGAGCAGCUUCGGGACGCCUCCACCGCCGCCUCCGAUCAGCAUUUAUCAGGGAACGCGGUCGGAAACAGGGAAUAUGCUGUAGUGGGUUUUGUAGAUCAGAAGUGGGAUAGGUAUUAUGGUUCGGCCGAAGUUAGAUGCAAAAGAAGUGGUCCUAGAUUGGACUCCAGAAACGUAUUAUAGUUGCUUUAGUAAAUCAUUGUAACUAUGUCAAUUAAUAGAAGUCUUUAUUCAAAAGUGUCGCUUUAUAACUCGGUGAUAGUGAAGCGAUACAGGGUGAAACAUCUGUGUUGUUACUAAAAUUGAAUUUCACGUUAAAAUUUGAAAAAAGGCUAUAUAAACGUAGGUACGGGAAUCGUUCAUUUCCGUAUCAGUCCACUUAGAUGUCUCGAAGACAGAACUGAGAUAUUGAGAUUUUCGGUACAUGAAAAUGCACUACCAAAGAUGAUUCAUUUUUUUGAAGCAUCAGAGUCAAUGACGUUGGUGUUGCCAAAUCUAGCGAUAAAGCCACCGUUUCUUAGAAAAAGUUAUUAUCAGUAACUGGUUUUUAUUUUCAGCCACACCAUUCUAGAUAUAAAAAUUAUUUCAUUAACCUACCGGCUACUCUCUUUUUCAUUAUUAAAACAUGGUAAUCGAUCUGGGUCGCGAACGUAACGCGAAACUCAAGAGAAUUUUGGAACGGGAUGAAAAUGGCUUUGAGAUAACGACAUUUAUUUUGUACAAACCAGUAGUAUACAUUUUUUUCUGACACCAUUAUGUAAUGUCCUACACAGGGUGCCCGGUAAAUAGUACGACAAAAAAAGAGGGACG
Molecule: messenger RNA, 2100 nt
Organism: Acanthoscelides obtectus
Lineage: Eukaryota; Metazoa; Arthropoda; Insecta; Coleoptera; Chrysomelidae
Source: the annotation of a GenBank genome assembly